AUGGCAGACGCGCGUUGGUCGGAAAGUGAUAGCGAGACUGAAUCUGACAGUUCCUGCUCAGACCCCGGAGAUGACUGGGACAACGAUUUUGCAGCAGCGGCGGAUAUUUCUUCGAAAAAGAAAGAUCCGAGCAAAGGAACCUUGGGCGGAUGGGGUUCAGCAGGGGUGGAAAAGAAGGAGCCGAGCGCAGGAAGUUUGGGUGGCUGGGGAGGAGCUGGGACGACGAUGGAAAGCUUGCUAGCGGCCGCGACGGGGAAGACAGAUGCGGGAAAAGCAGCUCCCCUCAAAAUGGAAAAAUCAGCGCCUUCUGGUGGGAUGGGCUUCUCAAUGGGAGGAAGUCCUGGCGGUGGCGGUGGACUGGAUGCCUUUUUCAAGGGUGGAAUGGGCGGCUUCGAUGAGGCCUCACUUGGCGCCAUGUUGAAACAAGAAGGAAGUGGAAUGGGGAUGGCGGCGAUGAAGAGCAACCCGGAAACGAAGCAGCCGAAAUCAGCUGAUCGAAAAGAACCGCCCAAGUUUGGAGUCCCGACGCCGAUCGCUGCUGCUGCCGGAAAAGGAGGAAUGAAAAGCGCGGAAAAAGCGGAUCAGCUCUUUGAUUUUCCGAUCGCCGGUUCCAAAGCAGGUGGCUUUACUGGCGCAAUGGAGAAGAAAACUCCACCCAGCGAAGGAAUGCCGUUGAGAUCAUCCUUUUUUAUCUUUUUUUCGAGCAUUUAUUUUGUUGGAACUUAG
Molecule: messenger RNA, 726 nt
Organism: Oikopleura dioica
Lineage: Eukaryota; Metazoa; Chordata; Appendicularia; Copelata; Oikopleuridae
Source: the annotation of a GenBank genome assembly